Molecule: messenger RNA, 1101 nt
Organism: Aspergillus terreus NIH2624
Lineage: Eukaryota; Fungi; Ascomycota; Eurotiomycetes; Eurotiales; Aspergillaceae
Exons: 6
Coding region: 1-1101 (366 amino acids)
Source: RefSeq, a predicted model, not a curated record
AUGUCAGCCCAUGAUGGCAAACCCACCGAUGACAAGGGUCCAAAGAUUCUCGCCGUGCUUUGGACCUUGACGGCCAUCACAACGGUUAUCGUUGUGGCACGCAUGUACAUCCGCAGUUGCCUGCUGCGGAACGUCGGUGCAGACGACUAUUUGAUUUGUGUAUCGUUGUUCCUAGGCUUAGUAUACUGUGGCAUUACCACUGGAAACGUGUUAAUCGGCUACGGAAAGCAUGCCUGGGUUUUGGAGGAGAAGACGGUCGAGCUGGCCAGUUUACUGAACUCUGUCAGCUUUUUGUUCGGGAUCCUCUCCUUUGCCCUUCCGAAGCUAGCGGUGACGGCCAUGUUGACCAAGAUCUUAAACCCACCCUUCGUCCAUCGUGUGGCUCUAUGGAUACUUGUGGGAACGGCAGCGGCGGUGUCCUGUAUAUGUAUCCUGGUGUUGUUCACCAUGUGUGAUCCCCCGGAGGGCCUGUGGAAGACGAGUAUGGUAGCGAAGGGAGAGGCAACUUGCCGAGACGUGUGGAUUCUUAUCGACUACGCAAUCUUCACUGGUGCGAUUUCGGCAUUUGUGGAUCUUUGUCUUGCAAUCUACCCUACGACUAUCCUUAUGAAACUUCAUAUGUCUCUACGGAAGCGGCUUGCCUUGUGUGCAGCUCUGGGCCUGGGUGCCAUUGCAUCUGCAAUGGCCAUUGUCAAGUGCACGCAGCUGAAGGGUCUCGCCGAUAGAUCGGACUACACCUACGGCACUGCGGAUCUUGUGAUGUGGACAAACAUUGAAUCCGACGUUGUCAUUAUUGCCUCUUGCAUCCCCACCCUCCAGCCUGUCCUUGAAUUGAUCACCGGAAAACGCACCAAAAGUUCCUACAGUAACCGAUACAAAGGAAGCCACAAUCUGCCGGAUUCGUCGUUUGAUAGGCCAUCCAAAACCCCCCGAAAGUCCGAUUUAGCCAUCACCAAUGUCGACAGCCAGGAAAGCAUUCUACGGUCCGAUGAACUCCAGAACAGCCACCCCCUCGGAACAAUUCGUCGCACGGAUAACGUCACGGUGGAAUAUGAGUCUCACCCAGCACCGGGUGCUGCAAAUGAACGGACGUCGUGGUAG